CCAGUACUUUCUCGACCUAAAUAGUUUCUGAAUCGCGUGAGCGCGAUAUCGCAGCUGGUAAAAGCAAGAAGAACCAGAAGCUUGGUGCGGCACCAGAGGAGAGAGAGAGAAAGAGACGAGGAGGUGUCGCAGAAGAGACAGAAAUACCAGUCUGAAAUCUGGCUAUCUCAUCCGAACAUCCAUCGUUGAUCUUUGCUCUUCCGACGUUUCCGGAAUAGAUCCUCACCUCUUUUUCUCGGGAUCCUUCUGUUUUUCCGGCUGUCGUUUGGAUCUCGCCGGGCUGACCUUGAUUUGGUCAGAGCCGAUUGGAGGCUGAGCCAGAUCUGAGGUUUCUGCUGUGAUACCGCGCAGAUCCCGCGAACCGGAGUCGCUGAAGAGGAGAUCGAAGAUCUUUUUUUUUUUUUGGGAAAAAUCGAAGAUCUUUUGGACGGCUUGGAAGUGGAUCGCCUGCGGAGUGGCUCAGGUGGAUAGAGAAGAGGAAGGAAGAAGGGGGUUGAGGUAGGAAGAGAGAAGAAUGGCGCCGAGUACGAUCCGGAAGGCGAUCGGUGCGGUGAAGGACCAGACGAGCAUCGGCCUUGCUAAGGUGUCGAGUAACAUCGCCCCCGACCUCGAUGUGGCUAUCGUGAAGGCGACAAGUCAUGACGAUGAGCCUGCUGAUGAGAAGUACAUACGCGAGAUCCUCAGCCUCACCUCCUACUCCCGCGGAUACGUUGGACCAUGCGUGGCCACCGUCUCUCGCCGCCUUGGUAAGACCCGUGACUGGAUCGUUGCCCUUAAGGCUCUCAUGCUUGUCCACCGCCUCCUGGCCGACGGGGAUCCGGCCUUUCACCACGAGAUCCUCUACGCCACCCGACGCGGUACGCGCCUCCUCAACAUGUCCGAUUUCCGCGAUGAGGCCCACUCCAGCUCUUGGGACCACUCCGCCUUCGUCCGAACCUACGCCCUCUACCUCGACCAACGCCUCGAGUGCAUCAUCUAUGACCGCAAGCAGACCGCCGCCGGUGGCGGUGGCGGUGGCGGUGGCGCUGGCGCUAUCGUACCCUAUGGCGGAACCUACAACUCCCCACGCGAUCAGCAGCAAUGGAGAUCACAGGCCCCCUACCACUAUUCGGAUUAUGGUGAUCCCGACCCUUAUGGCGGGGGCAGCUAUGGGAGGAACUCAACUUCGUUUUCUUCGCCUCGGCAAGGUGAUGAAAAGAAACCCGCCACUCCUCUCCGGGAGAUGAAACCUGAGAAAGUGUUGGGUCGGAUGCACCAACUGCAGCAGCUGCUCGAUCGGUUUCUCGCCUGCAGACCUAUGGGCUUGGCUAAAAGCAGCAGGAUGGUUUUUGUUGCGCUCUACUCAAUUGUUAGAGAGAGCUUCCAACUUUAUGCCGACAUCUGCGAGAUACUGGCUGUGCUGCUGGAUCGCUUCUUUGACAUGGAACAUGCCGACUGUGUGAAAACCUUUGAGGCCUAUGCUAGUGCAGCGAAGCAGAUUGACGAGCUCACUGCAUUUUACGCAUGGUGCAAGGACACAGGAGUGGCCAGGUCGUCGGAGUAUCCAGAGGUGCAACGCAUAACAGAUAAGCUUCUGGAGACCCUCGAGGAAUUCAUGAGGGACAAGGCAAGGAGGCCAAAAAGCCCACCAAGGCAGGAAGAGCCUGCAGUGCAGGAGGAAGAGCCAGCGCAGGAUAUGAACAGCAUAAAGGCUCUUCCUGCCCCAUCUGACUAUGAGGAGCAACCUGCACCAGAGCCGGAGCCCAAACCAGAACCGGAGCCCCAGCCUCAGCCUCAAGGUGAUUUAGUUGAUCUUAGGGAGGAUGCAGUGACAGCUGAUGCGCAAGGAAACAAGCUUGCAUUAGCCCUUUUCUCCACUGGCGCUGGGACGGCAAAUGGGACAUGGGAGGCAUUCCCUUCAGGGGAAGGUGAAGUAACCUCUGCUUGGCAGACACCGGCAGCCGAGCCAGGGAAGGCUGAUUGGGAGCUCGCAUUGGUUGAGACAGCCAGUAACCUUGCAAAACAGAAGGCUGCAUUGGGAGGAGGCUUUGACCCUCUCCUUCUCAAUGGCAUGUACGACCAGGGUGCUGUUAAGCAGCAUGUAAAUGCUCAAGCGAACUCAGGAAGCUCGAGCAGCGUGGCUCUCCCGGCGCCGGGGAAAACUGCUACACAGGUCCUGGCCUUGCCAGCACCCGACGGCACCGUUGAGAACAUCGGAGGAGACCCCUUUGCCGCCUCACUCUGCAUCCCUCCUCCAUCCUAUGUGCAGAUGGAUGAAAUUGAGAAGAAGCAGCGGCUACUGCUGCAGGAGCAGCAGCUGUGGCAGCAAUAUGCAAAGGAUGGAAUGCAGGGCCAGGCUAGUCUUUCUAAGCUCAACAAUGGCUACUACUACCCCAACCCAGCUAUGCAAUAUGGGAUGCCGAUGAUGCCACCGCCUGCCGGAUUCUACUAUCCACAUGUGUAACAAUCUUCCUCUCUUCCCUUUUGCCCCACUUUAUUUUGUCCUGUGCUUCAUUUUUGUGCCUUUGUGUGUUGAUGUUAACUUUUGUUGUUCCAUAUUUCCGGAUGUAUUUUCAACAUCGAUUGCUAUGUUCAUUGCCGAGCCAUUAUAGUUAUAUUGUACUUAAGCUGUUGUACUUAUUCUUAAUGGAUGACUGUGUUGCAGUGCAUCAGAUGCUAUUUUAUUUUUUAAUCUUAA
Messenger RNA from Dendrobium catenatum, 2677 nucleotides. Its product is annotated as putative clathrin assembly protein At2g25430. The transcript has 2 exons. Gene Ontology annotation, molecular function: phosphatidylinositol-4,5-bisphosphate binding; SNARE binding; 1-phosphatidylinositol binding. NCBI's taxonomy places the organism in Eukaryota, Viridiplantae, Streptophyta, Magnoliopsida, Asparagales, Orchidaceae. Gene Ontology annotation, biological process: clathrin-dependent endocytosis; clathrin coat assembly; vesicle budding from membrane. Bases 515 to 2443 code for a protein of 642 amino acids. Gene Ontology annotation, cellular component: clathrin-coated pit; clathrin-coated vesicle. The record is from RefSeq and is a predicted model, not a curated record.